AUGGAGAAACUAUUCUAUGAUACUUUUGUUGAGGAACGAUACAGAGUUUGGUUUGCGACGCACCAUUUGGACUGCGAGGCUUACAGGUGGUGGGUGGAUAUCUGUGAGGACCCUCGUGUGGAUUUGCCAGCGAUUACCUGGACGAGGUUCAAGGAAUUACUGUUGACAACCUAUUUUCCACAGAGUGCGAAAAGGCAAAUGGAAAGGGAUCUGAGAAACCUGAGGCAGGGGGACAAGACAGUAGCAGAGUAUGAGAGAGAGUUCUCCCGAUUACUGCAUUGUGUCCCUUUUGUGGUUAGAGAUGAUGAGGACAGGGCUCGUAUUUUUGAGGUGGGUUUGCGGCCUGUGAUUUUCAGAUUAGUCCAGGCGUCAAACCUCUCUACUUAUAGGGAAGUGGUGAAUCGGGCCUUGAUUGUUGAGAAAGGGGAGGAAAUUGUGAAAGAAAGAGAUGUUGUGGAUCGAAGUAAAGGAAAGAGGCCAGCAGCUGAGAGUAGUGGUCAGCAAUCCUUUAGGAGACCGUCGAAGUAUCCGAGAGGCUAG
Messenger RNA from Ananas comosus (pineapple), 540 nucleotides. RefSeq lists its product as uncharacterized. Bases 1 to 540 code for a protein of 179 amino acids. The record is from RefSeq and is a predicted model, not a curated record. Lineage: Eukaryota; Viridiplantae; Streptophyta; Magnoliopsida; Poales; Bromeliaceae. The transcript has a single exon.